GAAAAGUCCAAAAACGUUUGUAUGACAAAGAUUUAUAUACAGCGCCUCGUGAUCUUGAUCUGUCAAAAUAUGGAAUGCUUCUUUAAAAAGAUAUUUUUCGUAUUUUCAUUUAUUGGAUAGGAUGACAGCUGAAGACAGUUUAAUUCUUAUUCUUAGUAACUGCUAAUAUUGAUAUAAUAACACCUUUAAAUUUAUGUUUUCGUUCAGAAAGUAUUACGUCACAUUAGUUCGUGCAUUUUCAACAAUGGCAUCAUUUGAAACACUGAAGUUUGAUAAUCUUGCAUUAAAGUCUUUACCAAUAGAUCCAGUGAAGGAAAACACAAUAAGACAGGUACCCGGAGCAUGUUUUUCUUUAGUAAAUCCUGCACCUGUAGAUAAUCCAAAAAUGGUUGCGUAUUCACCGAGUGCUAUGGCAUUGUUAGAUCUGUAUGGCCAUGAAAUGAAGAGACCAGAUGCAGCGGAGUAUUUCAGCGGAAACAAACUUUUACCUGGCAGUCAAACUGCAGCUCAUUGUUACUGUGGACAUCAAUUUGGCUACUUCUCGGGACAGCUUGGUGAUGGUGCUGCAAUGUAUUUAGGUGAAGUAAUCAAUGAGAAAAAUGAGAGGUGGGAGAUACAGUUGAAAGGUGCGGGACCAACACCUUAUUCUAGACAUUCUGAUGGUAGAAAAGUUUUAAGAAGUACAAUAAGGGAGUUUCUAUGCAGUGAGGCUAUGCACCAUUUAGGUAUUGGCUCGACUCGAGCUGGCACAUGU
Ruditapes philippinarum (Manila clam) is the source of this 754-nucleotide messenger RNA. Its product is annotated as protein adenylyltransferase SelO, mitochondrial-like. The record is from RefSeq and is a predicted model, not a curated record. Lineage: Eukaryota; Metazoa; Mollusca; Bivalvia; Venerida; Veneridae.